AUUCAUUAACAGAUAGUACGCUGUACAUUUAUUGGUGUUUUGCGCGUGCAUCAGUCACACGGUGUCAAAUUCAAUCCACUACCAAGACGUCCGUAGCACCAGUCAUGGUGGGGAAAGACUACGACGAAAUCACAUCUUUUCUGGGCGACUAUGGCGUUUUUCAAUGGAUCAUAAUAGUUCUGCUCAGUUUAAGCACAUUGUCGAGCGGGUACGCGGCAAUGAUGGCGGUUUUUAUCUCGGAUACACCCGAGCACUACUGCAAAGUGUCGGUGAACUCCACGCGCGACGGCACAGAUGUGGAGGCUCCCUUCCGCGAGCGCAGCAGCAGGAUCGGACCUGACAGCUGCUCCCGGUACAAGCUGAGAGGAAACUGGACGGAGUCAGCGGGACUCAGCAACGACACAGAGCAGUGUCUGUACGGAUGGGUCUUUAGCACUGACAGAUACUCAUCCACUAUUGUGUCUGAGUGGGGUCUGGUGUGUGAAAAUGCAUGGAAGGUCCCCCUCUCCACCUCCUGUUUCUUUGUAGGAGUACUGAUCGGAUCCUUCUUUAGCGGUCCCCUCUCAGAUCGGUUUGGCAGAAAGCCAGUGCUUUUUAUCGCCAUGGCCAUACAAACAGUCAGUCCCUUGAUCCAGGCCACCUCUGUCAGUUGGGUCAUGUUCUGUAUCCUCAACUGUGUGAGAGGACUUGGCCAGAUAUCCAGUUACAUCGCGUCACUUGUAUUAGGGUCUGAGAUGCUGACCCCAACUACCAGAGUGAGCUACGCUUUUCUGGGCCACAGUACAGGUUUUUGUGUAGGAUAUGCCAUAUUGCCGCUCUUUGCCUACUUCAUACGAGGCUGGAGGGUGCUGCUGGUUGCUACUGCCCUCCCCGGCUUCCUAUUUAUUCCAACAUGGUGGCUGAUUCCUGAGUCUCCCCGUUGGCUUUUGCAAAAAGGACGAGUGGAGGAGGCUGAACUCGUCAUACGCAUGGCUGCCAAAAGGAAUGGAAUCCUUGCUCCUGAGGUCAUAUUCAAGGCUGAUGAGUGCUUGGAGCUAAUGCAAAAUAAAGGUGAAGAGGAGCAGACAUACACUUAUAUGGACCUGAUACGCACCUUUAACAUAAGGAAUAUUACAAUUCUGAGUGUUUUCAUAUGGAUGUCCACCGCCAUGGUCUUCUAUGGUCUCUCUCUCAAUACUAGUAACCUGAAUGGAAAUGUCUACCUCAACUGCUUCAUUUCAGCAGCCAUUGACACUGUGGUGUGUGUAGCCACUUGGCUGCUGGUCAGCCAUGUGCCACGACCCACACUCCUGUCUUCCACGCUGAUGUUCUGUGGCAUUACACUUCUAAUUAUCAAACUGGUUCCUAAAGACAUGCAUGUCAUGAUCCAGGUGUUAGCCUUUGGGGGGAAGAUUGGCGUGUCUGCUGCUUACUGCCUCGCCUAUGUGUUCUUCACUGAACUGAUCCCCACUGUGGUCAGGAACAUGGGCUUAGGAUUUGCCUCCACAGCUGCACGCAUAGGCACCAUCAUUUGUCCCUAUGUGAUCUACAUGGGCAUGUACAGCAUGAUCCUGCCAUACAUUGUUUUUGGCAUAAUCAGCAUUAUGGCUGCUGCUCUUAGCAUGUUGCUGCCUGACACCAGAAACAGCAAACUUCCUGACCUCAUCAGCCAAGCCCAACCUAUCAGACGCUGCUGCGUUCAGAAGGAAAAAGCCACAGACCAGUCUGAUUCUUUGGGUUGUUAAGAAAUGGGCAAGAGCGCCCUCUCCUGGAAGAAACUCACACAACAGGACUAGAGCGAUCACAAGCAAAGGCCUAGUUUUCUGUAUUUUCUGAUGCCUUGGGCAGACAUUUAAUGUCUCUUAACUCUUAACUUAUUAGGUCUUUUCAUGCACAAUAUGAAAAAAAGCUAUAUCAGUUAUGUUUUUGUCAUCUUGAAAAGAUUUGCAGCUGUAGAGAUAGCUAGGUUACUAGAAUAGUUUCUUGAUGAAAAACCAGACAUUAAGGCUCAGGGUCCAAUGGUAAUUGUUCAGUUUGCACCAGGAGGAUUGUAAAGAACAGAAACAAAAAUGCCAUGGAAAAAAUGAUUAGUUUAUGGUACUGGUGUGUUGUGCACACCUGCACUUUCUUCAAUGGAAAUAAAUUGACAUGGCAGCCUAUUACAAUUAUUAAAGUUAUAACAGAGUAAAAUUUUGUCUGAUACAUGGUGUAUGCUGUAUGGUGACAUUUAAUGGGUAGUUUUCUAGUUAAUGUUUUGAUUUAAAAUAUAUACUGAAAUAGUCCUGUGCUUGAAAUUUAAAUAUGUUAUUUUAAUUGGAUUUUUACUCAAUUGAGUCACUUGGGAGGUAGUGUGACAGUCACAAAGGCUGUCUUGUAUAAAGAAGGAUAGCAGAGAAGUAUUCUUUCAUGUUGUUCACAAUUUAUAUCUCUGCACAUGAUUCUUGUACCACAGGUGUACAAAACAGGUAACUGUCUUUUUUAUAUUUUGUUAUUUAAUAUUAUGCUCUCAUUGUGCUUAAACAUAUUUUUUUAAUAAAAUGUACACAGCUUACAGCACUGAUUGAUCGAAGGUCUAAUGAUUAUGUGCACUAUUUCAGAUGGGAACUUGAAUGUGACUUGAAAAAUCAAAGUGGAGAGCAUCAAAACUUCAUCUAAUGGUUUUUACUUCUUUCACAAGUUUUAUCUUGUAUGUUUAUUACCGGCUCAUGCUUUUCCAUAUUUUUGUACACAGAUAUUUUAAAAUUAAUGGUCCAAAUGAUGUGAAAUCGCAUUUUUAAUGGAAAAUUUAUUGAGGGAGGACCCCUUAACACUCCUCCAAAUAUGUGCACCUAAGUCUUUCACAAACUGGGAAAACAGUAGGGGUGAGGCCCAAGUGCUAACAUCGUGAAAGACAUGAUAAUGAUAUGACAUAAUAAACGCAGAUUA
This is a messenger RNA of Centropristis striata (black sea bass), 2904 nucleotides long. Its product is annotated as organic cation/carnitine transporter 2-like. The transcript has 10 exons. Gene Ontology annotation, biological process: transmembrane transport. Gene Ontology annotation, cellular component: membrane. Bases 105 to 1724 code for a protein of 539 amino acids. Gene Ontology annotation, molecular function: transmembrane transporter activity. Lineage: Eukaryota; Metazoa; Chordata; Actinopteri; Perciformes; Serranidae. The record is from RefSeq and is a predicted model, not a curated record.